AAAGCAAAAAGCAGCAAUUUGCAAAAUCAAAGCAUUACAAACAUUUUUUCUGUUGUAGGUUCAAUAUAUUUUUUGAAGAAAGUACUGCCCCUAAAAGCUAAUAAAAUAUGUUUCGCAACCAAUACGACAGUGAUGUGACCGUUUGGAGCCCCCAGGGCCGCCUCCACCAAGUGGAGUACGCCAUGGAAGCAGUUAACUUGGGUUCGGCGACUGUCGGCCUCAAAAGCAAGACUCAUGCCGUGCUGAUAGCGUUGAAGAGGGCUUCCUCGGAGCUCUCUGCCUACCAGAAGAAAAUCAUCAACAUUGAUGAGCAUAUUGGAAUCACCAUCUCAGGGCUUACUGCAGAUGCUAGGAUUCUCAGCAGGUAUAUGAGAAAUGAAUGUCUCAACUACAAGUAUUCCUUGGAUACUCCGAUGCCCCUCAAUAGGUUGAUUGGUUAUAUGGGCAACAAAAUGCAACACUGUACCCAACGCUACGACCGCCGACCCUACGGCGUAGGCCUCCUCGUAGCCGGGUACGACGAACUGGGGGCCCACAUCUACCAGACCUGCCCCUCCGCCAACUACUAUGACUGCAAGGCCAUGUCCAUCGGUUCGCGCUCCCAGAGCGCCAGGACCUACCUGGAGAAACACCUGGAAGAGCUGCAAUCCAGCUCACUGGAGGAGCUCAUCAAACAUGGACUUCGCGCCCUGCGGGACACUUUGCCCCCAGAGGUGGAUCUGAACACGAAGAACGUCGCCAUCGGGUACGUCGGCAAGGGCCAGCCCUUCAAGAUCCUCGAGGAGGAGGAGACCUCGCCGUAUUUGGCCCUAAUUGAGGGCGAGGAACGUAGGGGUGGGGGGGCUAGCGCAGAGGGGCCUGCGGAUCCUUUGAGGGAGGAUGCGGGGGACGACGGGCCCCAGGACCCGGUGCCGGCUGUUGCCAUGGAUACGACGGAGUGAAUUCGAGGUUAUGCUUGGAAUUCUUGUUGGGAGAAGAACACUUUUUGUGUGGGUUUGUGGGUUUCCUUGGUUUGUUGCCGUGGCUGUUUCAUUAUUGAUGGGACAGCCACGGCAAGGAAACAUUGAGAUAUUUUUGCUAUUUGUAUUGGUAAUUGUUCAUUCUUAAUAUUGAGGUAUAAUAAAAUGCUUUAUUAAUU
Messenger RNA from Phaedon cochleariae (mustard beetle), 1138 nucleotides. NCBI's taxonomy places the organism in Eukaryota, Metazoa, Arthropoda, Insecta, Coleoptera, Chrysomelidae. The record is from the annotation of a GenBank genome assembly.